This is a messenger RNA of Aspergillus campestris IBT 28561, 240 nucleotides long. RefSeq lists its product as uncharacterized. The transcript is spliced from 2 exons. Lineage: Eukaryota; Fungi; Ascomycota; Eurotiomycetes; Eurotiales; Aspergillaceae. Bases 1 to 240 code for a protein of 79 amino acids. The record is from RefSeq and is a predicted model, not a curated record.
AUGACCACCGAGGACAAAACUUGCACCCCGAGCUUUGACUACUGCGCUGACGAGCUGAUCAAAUCCAAGGGCUUCACAGAAUCCGACCUUAAAAACGCCCUCAAAAACAGCGACGUGGAAGAAAAAGAAGACCUAAGCAAGACCCUCUUCCACUGUAAGAAUCCCGGCGAUGUGGGCCAUCCGAAGGUGUGUCAGGAUGGGUGUAAGGGGGGCGAGGAGGAGGGAAGUCAUUCUUGUUGA